Molecule: messenger RNA, 6231 nt
Organism: Centropristis striata (black sea bass)
Lineage: Eukaryota; Metazoa; Chordata; Actinopteri; Perciformes; Serranidae
Gene: nampt1
Product: nicotinamide phosphoribosyltransferase 1
Exons: 11
Coding region: 142-1617 (491 amino acids)
Biological process (GO): NAD+ biosynthetic process
Molecular function (GO): nicotinamide phosphoribosyltransferase activity
Source: RefSeq, a predicted model, not a curated record
AGCCCGCGCGCCGCCCCUUCCCCCGCCCGGUUCCCUCAGCUCGUCUCCCCCUGCCCAGCUACACUAGCAGGCUGGAGUCCCCGGCAGCAAGGCACGCAAUACACUGACAGCUGCGACUGAUACACCACCGAGGGGGGAAAGAUGGAGCACAGAGACGCCGACUUCAACAUAUUGCUAGCGACCGAUUCAUACAAGGUAACACAUUACAAACAGUACCCUCCGAACACGAGUAAAGUGUACUCGUACUUUGAGUGCCGUGAGAAGAGGACCGAUCCCACCAAAAGCAGAAAAGUAAAAUAUGACAAAACCGUCUUCUACGGCCUUCAGUACAUCCUCAACAAAUACCUAAAAGGAAAGGUAGUGACCCCAGCAAAGAUCCAGGAGGCGAAGGAGGUAUACAGAGAACACUUCCAGGAUGAUGUUUUCAACGAGAAGGGCUGGAAUUACAUUUUGGAGAAAUACAACGGACAUCUGCCUAUUGAAAUCAAGGCAGUGCCAGAGGGAAGCGUCAUUCCUCGAGGCAAUGUUCUGUUCACAGUGGAGAGCACAGACCCUGAAUGCUACUGGCUCACCAACUGGGUGGAGACCAUCCUAGUUCAGAUCUGGUACCCCAUCACUGUGGCGACCAACUCCAGAGAGCAGAAGAAGAUCCUGGCCAAGUACCUCCUGGAGACUUCUGGGAACUUGGAGGGACUAGAGUAUAAACUACAUGACUUUGGCUACAGGGGCGUCUCCUCACAAGAGACUGCGGGCAUCGGGGCCUCCGCCCAUCUGGUCAAUUUCAAGGGCACGGACACGGUGGCUGGCAUCGGAGUCAUUAAGAAGUACUAUGGCACCAAGGACCCCGUGCCAGGCUUCUCAGUGCCUGCUGCAGAGCACAGUACCAUCACAGCCUGGGGAAAAGACCAUGAAAAAGACGCCUUUGAGCACAUCAUCAAGCAGUUCCCCAAUGUGCCCGUCUCCAUCGUCAGCGACAGCUACGACAUCUACAACGCCUGCGAGAAGAUCUGGGGAGAAGACCUGCGGUCGCUGAUCGAGGCGCGCAGUGCAGACGCUCCGCUGGUGGUCCGACCGGACUCAGGAAACCCGCUCGAUACGGUUCUGAAGGUUUUGGAGAUCCUGGGUAAGAAGUUUAAUCCAGUGGAGAACAGCAAAGGUUUUAAGGUUCUCCCUCCUUACAUCAGAGUCAUUCAAGGAGACGGAGUUGAUAUCAACACACUGCAAGAGAUAGUGGAGGGUAUGAAGCAACACAAGUGGUCCAUUGAAAACAUUGCCUUCGGGUCUGGAGGCGCACUGCUGCAGAAACUGACCAGAGAUCUGCUCAACUGCUCAUUCAAAUGCAGCUACGUGGUCACUAACGGACUGGGGGUGAAUGUGUUCAAGGAUCCAGUGGCAGACCCCAAUAAGAGGUCAAAGAAAGGCCGCCUGUCUCUGCACCGGACGCAGAGUGGAGACUUUGUCACCCUGGAGGAGGGCAAGGGCGACCUGGAGGAGUAUGGCGUGGACCUACUGCACACAGUCUUUCAAAACGGGAAGAUUGUGAAGACGUACACAUUCGACGAAGUCAGAGACAAUGCUAAGCUCAAAGAGAGCGAGCUUGAAGUAGUGCUGGACUGAGCACUACUAUACUCCCACCCUCCAACCCCAAAACCAAUCCCCUCCUCUCUCCCUUCCCCUCAACCCCUUCACCUUUUGGCCUCCGACGCCACCUCCAAAAAAAAAACGGAGGCGGCGUGCACUGCUAAUAGAUCCCCACUCCCAAAGCUUGAGAAACGUCCCCCGUAAAAAUCUUUGAUUCCCUUAAAAAUUCACGGAUCUUCACCCUCUGUUCCAAAAAACGCCAUUGUUGGUUCUCCAACAGAUUCGGGGGGAGGGGAAUUUGGAAACUCACACACCACUGAUGAACGGCGAACACCCCAUGAGUGUGAGGAAAAAGAGAAGCAAAUGUGUGAGAGGUACAGUAAGAGUCAAGAAUGACAGGCAUGUAGAUAGAAGUUGCGAUUAUGAUGGUUUAAAAAAACGUUCACUCCCAUGUGCCGCCGGCCCCAAAUUGUACUUUCGGCAUGUUGCACUGAUAGGCUCGACAUAUUGCAACGUAAGAAUGUGAUUGGCUGCUGAUAGGCAAUGUGUCAGCAGACUUUUCCAUGCCGACGCAAAAGCUGAAAAAGAUGAUUGUGAAUAAGCUCGUGGCGGCCAUGUGGCGAGUGAACGCAGUCAAAGUGAGAAUGAUGACAGAAAGAAAUAUGAAGCCACACCCACACCAAUGACCGCGCCCCGUGUAUUGUGUACAGAACUGUUUAGAAAAAAAUACAUGUCUGAAUCUACUUAGCUUUGUCUUUUAUGUGAAGGAAGAAAAACGAUGAUCAUGGUAUAUAAACGGUGCACUGAUAACAUUGACUGAUCGCAGCUUCUAUGUUGCUUCGACCUGGAAACAGAAGAUAACAUACACUGAAUUACGGGCGAUGAAGGAAGUCAUUUUCCUCAGUUUUCUUGCUUUGAAUCAGUCGUCACGGCCCCGAUUAUAAAAGGCCGUCAUCUAUCAAGUACUACCUGAAUAUUUUCUACUCUUUACUCUGCCAAAUAAAAUGUUAUGGGUGCAUCUUUGAAGCUAUAUAAAAUGAUCAUCUGCUUGCCAUUAUGUUGGUCACAGAGCGUUCACAUCAUGAAGGUCCAAUCAUACCACAAAAUCACAAUUUCUGUGCAUGGAGGGGAGGAUUUCGCUACUCAAAGUUAUGUUUUUUUUUUAAAUUUUCAGACAAAUGUGCAAACAUUGGAUUAUACUGCUCCGGCAUUUGUGAAAAUAACGAAUGAGAACGAAAAGCUUAUUUUCCAAUUUAACUUUCCAGUGUUGUCAGAGCUCAAAACUCAACUGACGAGAUUUUUAGAUUGACUCUUCAUGAUGAUGAAUGCUUUGGAAACCAGUCUUUGCUGUAUAAGACCAAGAGUUGAUGUAAAAAAAAGAAAAAAAAAGAAACUACAUCACAGAAAUUGUCUUCACUGGAAUGAAGAUCUAUGUGUUCAUGAAAGAUUAUGUGCCGUGUGUGUGCUUGGAUCUGUGUGGUUGUGUGUGAGUGUGUUCGCUGAGAUUUUCUUCCUUUUAAAGGAUCGUGUAGUAUUCCUUUAUGCAAAUGUACUUGUUGAUCGGGGAAAUAGAGAACACUCUUCCUUUUACUUUGCCGGCCCAUUUAUUCUGAAAGGAGACACAGCGUUGUGACAAACAGUAGUGAGUGUGUUUUUGUUUUUGUUUUGGCUAAUGUAAAAGCAACAAAGAGGUAGAAAAGUGAGACUCUGGAUCAGGGAUAGCUUUCUGACGGCCAUGCUUUGGCAGUUGUUGGCGCACAGCUGCUGUUCAGCUAAACGUUGCCCUUGGUAUCACUGCCUUAACUCGUGAAAAGCAGGGAAACUUCAACAGCUGUGUUUCUGGGAAAAGCGUAACCGUGCCCGGUGAUGUUUGGAUUCAUUGCCCAGGUUGAAAUGGGAUCUUGCUGAAAAUGCCUUGUGGAAUUACUUAUCUUCCCAUUCAGAGCAUCCCAGUGGAGCGUCACUGCUGUUUGCAGGUGUGUUUGGUCACAUUGCUGAGUUGGCCCCUUUCAGAGUGGAGGGAUUUUUCUGUCGCUAGAGCUAGCGGGGGGGUUUAAGAGGAGCUAGGAGCUGGUGACAUCACAGGGCACAAAUAGUUGGUCGAGACCAGAAACAAAAAAGUGUUCCUCCCAUCGAUGGAAACUCUAAGGUGACAUCAAUCUGAUCUGAAAUAUGGCUGGUGUAUGCCGAGUGCUUUCUGGAGUACAACCAGUAGCUGAAACCAAGGAACCAAUGCAUAUUUUAACAGUUUUGCUCACUUUUCUCCAAACCCGAUACUUAUUUGUUGUCGCUUUACAGCACUGAUGUAGAGUCGUAGAGCUCCAGGUGCCCAGAGACUGCAAGGAUCAUUUUGUCCUCCAUUUCCGAUUCCCCGUGAUGUCGGGAGAAACUCAGUGCUGUUUGGCUUUUUUUGUGCCAUAGCAUGGCUCAAUUAAAUGUCUUUUGCUCAAGUUAAACCACUUCCACUCGCCUGGUGCAAAUUAGCGUCUUUCCAUUGAUUUUAUAUGUACGGUAGUUGUGAAAAUGUUGCUUCAAAUAUGUCUUCACAGAUGGUUAAUGUGUCUCAUGCUAUUUUUGUACAACCAAAGUCCUGCAAAACUAACAACAUUCCUCCUAACUUCAACUGUAUUUUGUGUGUUUUGGGCUAAUGAGCCAGUGUUAACUUGCUAUCACACCAAUAAUUAAAACGAGGAACAUGAUAAAUAUCAUUAGGCUUUAGCAUUGAGCUCAAACAUAUAUUGUGUCUUUAAUUGGAUACUUCAACACUGAUUCCAAAAAUACUUCCACUGCUGUCUAAAACUUAAUCAACACAAAAUGUGAUAAUUUGCUUAUUCUUUGACAUAUUCAAGCAAAAAGGCAAUAUAUAACCAUCUGUUUUUGUAAAUGAACUCUCUGAUUUCUUCCUCUUCUUAAUGAUAACCGGAUGGAGAGUUACCGCCAACGCUUGACCAUGAUUGUUGCCCGCUAGACUAUCUGCUGGCUUGUUUGCUUGUUUUGCUCACUUGAUAAUUAUCAAAACUGAAUAAAAAUGGACGUGAUUUUACUUUUACUUUACUUACUCAUGUGUGUUCACCAGAAGAGUUUGAUAGUGCUUCCCCUCAAUAGAAAUCAAGAUAGUGUCCAUUGAGUGCACCACCCAGGUACUCAUGUUGCACUUUUCUCUCAAAAUAUCAACUGUAAAUGUAGAAAUAUGUGAAUUAAGACACAUUAACUGUCUAUCAGAGCUGCUUGCAUAGCUAUAAAGUGUUUAAAACUCUGGGUAAUUGUUUAUUUCAUGCCUGCAAACUCUUUCAGACAUUAAUUCGGCCGCUUAACAUAUUCUCACCUUGGGAGCUGCACACUGCUGCCACAGUCUGCUAAGUGUCUUCACUCGAACUAUCACCUUCACUGAUUUUAUUCACGUUCUCCGGGGACACCGACCCUGCUAGUUUUCUGUGAUUUUUUUCGGAAAGACCUUGGAAAAGAACCCUGUGAUGUCACUGACUCCCAUCUCUCGCCUCCCGGCUCAAACACAGACACGCUGGUGAACAACACUAGCUAAAAACAACACUGUUUUCUUUAAUUUCCUACUGAAUUUUUUUCUGUUUCUUUUAGCUGCCACCACUGUCUGAUCAUCUGUUAUCCAGUUCUGGAGCAACAACGCAACACACCUUUUUCUUUUCCAAUUAUGUGGUGCAUUUUAGUAAAACUCUGAUUUUACUAUUUUGAUACUGUCUCGGUUCUUACCUCAGAGAAAUAUUAUUAUUUUGUAUGACAAAGGAGAAAAAAAUGCCAGAAAUAUUGCAGUAAAUAUCCUUAUUUACAAACGAUGCGGCCAUACUGCCUUCUCACUUGUACAUACAACAACUAGUUUGACUGAAAGCAGAGAGGCAGGUUAGGGAGACGACCACACUAGAUAAUAUUAUUAUUAUUUUUGUCAGAACAAGUGUUUUUGUACCAACAGAAGAAUAUCCAAACCUGCUUGACUGAACUGGCAGUGUGACUGUUUUUUGUGACUGCCGAGCUUUUAGCUUCUGUUUGUGUGUGUGUGUGGAUGCCUUGUGUGUGUAACGGAUGACAAACUGUUUGUGAAUACUUUUUUUUCUUUCUGUUGUUGUUGUUUUAUUCGUAUGUAUAUGUUGGUUGUCCCGAAAUUCUCUCCCAACACAACUGAUAUUUUAACUAACAUAACUUGCUAUAUUGUCAACAAUACAUUGAUUAAAGAUGCCACCCAGUCAGUUUGCAAUGGUUGAUUUAUUUUGUGUAGGACUGAUGUGAAAUAUUGUUUCACUGUUUAGUGUUAAGGUUUUCAGUUCAAAUGCUUUGUGUCAGGGUCUUUAUCUGGCAAAAUGGGGCUCAAAACAUAGAAAAAACUCUACAAAAAUGGUAAAGUAAAACCCAAAUGACGUGGAGGUAACAUUUUAUUUUGGUAAUUUGGCAAAAACAAUUAUAGGAAAUAUCCUCAAAAUAUGUGCUCCAUAUUAAAAUCCAAGUAAAUAGUUCAUUAUUCAUUUACUGUAUUUAUUGGAAGUUUUAUUUUUCAUAUUGUCUGUUUUGGCAAAUUUCACACAUUUGCAUGUUAAGCUGACUAGUUGCUGUGAUCCAACAAAGACUCUGUAGAUGAGGCUGGCAGUUAAUUGACAUUAAUAAAUUGGAAGUGUAUUGAUUUGA